Dioszegia hungarica is the source of this 609-nucleotide messenger RNA. RefSeq lists its product as uncharacterized. The transcript is spliced from 2 exons. Bases 1 to 609 code for a protein of 202 amino acids. The record is from RefSeq and is a predicted model, not a curated record. NCBI's taxonomy places the organism in Eukaryota, Fungi, Basidiomycota, Tremellomycetes, Tremellales, Bulleribasidiaceae.
AUGGAUUCCGACGAUGACUGGCUCGAAGCCGGUCCGUCAAAUCAGGGGAGCUCAGCCGACCCGUUAGUUGAGCAGGAGUAUCAACGCCUUGCGACGAGGUAUACCGACGCAGGAUACAGAGAGGGAAUCACCGACGGCAAGCUCACCACUCUGCAAGAAGGCUUCGACUCGUCAUUUGCCGCGAGCGUCCCCCCAUCUCGUCGCCUUGGUCAAGUGCGGGGUCAAGCCAAUGCCCUCCUCGCGUACCUCACUCGCUCAACUCCCGGCACAUCAUCCGCUCGAGCAUCCACGUCAAUGUCUGGCCCAGUAUACUUAGCGGAAUUAGUGGAAGCUGCACGCGAGCUGGUCCAAGAUCUUGCCCGCGUCAAGCGGGUGCAGGUCUUGUCCAGGGAUAUCGAGCGGGAACGGCAUGAGCAGGAAGAGCACGGUGGGGAAGAUGUCUUCGAGCUGGAGCCUACGGAAGAAAGGGAGAUGGAAGGGCUGGAGGAUGCGCUCGGUUCGCUGGGGCAGAAGGCCAAGGCGAACGGAUCGGACGAAGUACGGGAAGGCCAGCUGUUGGACGUCUUCGAGUAUCGACUGAAGGCGCUCAAGGGCAGAUUGAGGGCGUGA